CCGAGUGUUUCCGAACCUGCCGGAGUCUUCACUGCGGCUGCGUCACUCUUUAUGUGAACAGCAAAGAUUAUAGCUAGCUAACACGAAAAUGGACGGCAAACUUCCAGAGCUGCGGGACAGCGGCGUCUUCAAAAAGCAGUAGCCAUGAGUCGAGAUGAAGAGUCGGUGGUGUGAACGGGAUGCUCCGUGAAAACAUCCGCCGUGUGCCGUGACUGUAGUUUCCACGAUACAGUAAGUUAGCUCGGGCUACUUAGCGAGCUAACGCUGGAAACAGGUAAAUAAGGAUAGCGUCCUUAAAAGCUGCUACGCUCAGUGUUUGUCUUCCGUGCGUGACAGGCGCGUAACGCAGCCCGGUCUGUGGCGUGUUUUUAAAAGAAAGAACCUUUGACUCACCUGUGCGAGUGCUCCCCAGGUGAAUGUGUCUGGAUUUUAUUUGAUAUAUUUCCUCGGAUGGAUUUCAGAGCAGAGCCACAUCACCAAACAUUCCCGGAAACAAAGCUUCCUCUGCUCUGAUUGGACGGCCUGGAUCUCCAAGGGACCGUCUGCCAAUUCACAGCCGUCCACUCCUUCUGUAGGGAGCAUCUGCAAAAAUAUACACAUCCUACAAAACGAAAAAUCAACCCUCGAGCCAAAAAUACACACAAGUUGACCCUUCUACAUCUGGAAACAAGACGGCAUGAUGAUGGCAGGAAAAGACCAGAGAGUCAACCUGAUCAUUAACCAGGGCAGACAGCUGGGGAGGAGCCUGCUGCUGCUGGCGCACUACACCACAGUGUUUGUGGCCUUCGUGGGGCGCUCGGUUCAGUGGAUGGUGGAUGCAGUGAAGUGGACCAGCCUGUUUGCACGCUACACUGUGUCAGUUUUUGACUCCAUCUACAGACAUCUGCACUGGGGGAAGAGGAAAAGUGUCGCCGGCGGGGGCAGAGAGAUCUGCUCGAGCCCCGACACAGAGCCACAGUGACUUGAGUUUGCUAUAUCCAUGUCCAACUGUGUCAUAUUGGCAAAGAAGCCACAAUAAAACUGCAACAAAGUGAAGCUGAAGACACUGAAGAAAGAAAACGAGGCCUUAAUGAAGUUAGAACAAAAACUUUUUACCCUUUGUAAGCUCCUAAAGCGUAGCUAUUUGUUACGUAGUCCCGUUAGUGAUAUAUUUGUAUGUAUGGUUAGAUAAUGUGAAUAUUCCAUAUUCAGGUAAGGAGAAGCUUUUCCAAACGAUGCAUCAGGCUGUGGGGAAAACAUGCUGCUGCCAGAAAUGCAUUACACCUGCUCAUAUGACUGUUAUGGAAGUGUGCCACAGGGUAAUGCAAGCUAAAAUAAGUCGGAAGCAUAGAUACUGUAUGCCUUUUCCACUUUACAUUAUUGCACUACAGCAGAAGCAGGUUUUCGUUGAACGCUAGACGAAAACUUCUCCACGACAUCAGCAGCUAAAUAUAAUUCUGACAUCCGUGCCGUAAUUUUUUUAAGUAUUAUUUUUGGUAAAUAUGCCUGUGGAGAUGGUCCUCCUUGUGAGUUUUCCUGUGUACGUGAAUCACAAACACUCCUGCUGAAUGUAUCCCAGAGGCGACUAAUAUCUCGGUUUAAUUCCUGGAAUGUUGUUUUAAAAUGAAGGCGACAAAUGAAGUUUGUUUUUUUUAAAUUUGCUUUUGUAUUAAGACGUAUAUUUUAACUGUUAGCACAUUUAGAACGCAGCUUAAAUGUAGACACGUGCACUAUGAGUUAUUUUUAUGGCAUUAUCAAGUUGUAAGAUGGUAAACGUAUUAAGACACUCACAGCUAUGCUUUAUAAAAACACUACAUUUAAAUCCAUACUAAAGCACUUAGACAUGAAUGUCAGAUUAUUCAGUAUUUCUGUUUGCUUUCUUUUUGUUUUUUACAUUGAAAUCUAACAGCUUUCUGCAGUGUUUUGAUAUUAAUUUCCCUGACUCAAACUGUAAUGCCUCCGUGGCUUUAAUUAAUCUGUGGUAUCCAAAUAAACUUCUCCAUCAAACUGUCUUCAGUAAUCCUGUUUAUUUGCAGAAUUAGACACAUGUAAAGCAUCAAAUACCGACUGAUCCUCACGUUUUUCUUGAUUAAUCACUCUUAAAAUACGUUUAGUUAACUGUAGCUCCUUUCAGACGUGCACAUAAGCCGAUGGCAUCUGAACAUGCGGUCACUUUUACAUAAAAGAUGUUCUACUAGGUGAGACCGUGUAUGGAAAAUAGAACCCUUCAUUCACUGAAUCCAUCCUCACAUUCAACAUUUCAUCCUGAUGCAGCUCCUCUCUCCACUAAAACGCAAAACAAAACUCUGCCGUGUUGUUAAUCAGGCCAGCAAAAUCAUGUCUCUGAGCAAAAUAAAACACUGAACACUACAUAUACUGUAUUUUAUCGGCUGCUGUUUCUUUAUAACAUUUCUUUAAGACGUCUACUUUGUGAGCUUGAGUUUUAAGUGUGUCUUUUAUUUUUAGCGCCUUGUCAAAGAAGAAUUCCUGUCACUGUUUGGGACAGACAAUGAAAUCUAUCAAAAGUAAAAUACUAAGUUGUUCAUUGUUCUUCUGUUGUAAUUUCUGUAAUAUCUUGUCUGGUUUUUGCUGUUUUUUAUCUUUUAUUGUCCCACUUCUGUUGUUUGUUUUGUUUUUGUCAUUUUGUGUUUCUUUUUUUCCUCGCUUGUGCUUUUUGUCUUAUUUUUGUCGUUUUAUGUUUUGCUUUAUUCGUUGUUUUCUGUCGUUUUUUUCUCACUUGUAUUGCCCAUUUUUUGUUGCUUUGAAACUUUGAUAAAUUUUUUGUCUCUUUUUGUUUUGUUUUGUGUCGUUUGUCAUUUUCUUUCUCGCUUUCGUGGUCUGUGUUUCCCUAUUGUAAUAUUUGGUCUUGUUUUUGUUGUUUUUUGUCUUUUUCUUGGUCUGACUUUUGUCGCUUUGAUCUCGCUCGUGUUAUUUAUUUCAUUUUUGCCAUUUUGUGUUUUGCUUUGUUCGUUGUUUUGUGUAGUGUUUUUGUCAUUUUGUCUCGUGUCGUUUGCCCAUCGUUUUGGCACUUUGUAACUUCUUGGUCUAACUUUCUGCCUCGUUUUUGUUCUGUUUUGUGUCGUUUGUCUCAUUUUUUGUAAUAUUUUGUCUUGCUUUUUUGUCUUUUUUUAUCUGACUUUUGCUGUUUUGAUCAUAAAGUGAAAUAUUGUCUUGUUCAGUUCCAGAUACCUGUGACCAAAUGUGAUCUAUAAGUUGUAAUGUGUAAAUGAUAAACUGAGGCAUGAUAUUGCUGAAAUGGAAUUUUUUUUUUUAAAGAAAUUUCAGGUUGUUCAUAAUGUUUUGCAAAUAGAUAAUUCCUUAAAUGUGAACAGUUUCAGAAUGCACUUUUUUGCACUAAAACAAAGGAAACAGUUGGAGUUGUGGUUAUUUAUCGGUCAUUAUGCUCUGAUUUUACUGGUCCGGCCCAUUUCAGAUCAAACUGGGCUUGAUGUGUUCCCUGAGCUAAAAAUGAGUUUGACACCCCUGAUUGAAAUAAACCCACGUUAGCGGGCAUUAAUUGGCCUAAACGCCGUGCAGCAGGAGGAAUAUGUACAGCGCUGGUGGGAUUAACGGGUUUACAGUGGCUUGUUUUGCAUGCUUCACCAAGAACAUUAAAGCUGCACCGCUCAUACCGGAGUCCACAUGCUGAGCAACAUGUACCCCAUCGGUCCAGGAGCAUGGCAGUGUCGCGUCCACGUGAGGGAUGAAACCUCGAUUGUGUUUGUCAGCACAUCUCGGGGUAAAAGCGGAACAGUCAACUUGCCCUUUUAAUGGGAUGAUUAAGCUGAUCAUCAGCCUGGAUUACAUGCGGUGAUCAGACAAAAGGAGAGCGCGGCGGGGCGGGGCGGGGAGCGCCUCCACCCCAAACGCAGCGAGCUACAAAAGGCCCCUGCCAGCUGCCACUCUCGCCCUAAAAGUCCUGCUGUUGUGUGACUGUGAAGAGGGAGAGAGCCUCCACUUCACAGUAGACCACUCUGGGCUGUGAGGUUUUGUGCAGAAGCAGCGAACGGCUCCACUCGUGCGAGAUGGGGAACUCAUCGGGCAGCACCGUGGACGACCUGCAGGCCGUGGAGAUGCACCUCUGGUACAAGAAGUUCAUGACUGAGUGCCCCUCGGGUCAGCUCACCCUGCACGAGUUCAAGCAGUUCUUCGGGCUGAGAGGUCUGGACCCCGAGGCCAACGCCUACAUCGAGCAGAUGUUCCGCACGUUCGACAUGAACAAGGACGGCUACAUAGACUUCAUGGAGUAUGUGGCCGCUCUGAGCCUGGUGAUGCGCGGGAAGAUGGAGCACAAGCUGCGCUGGUAUUUCAAACUUUACGACGUGGACGGAAACGGCUGCAUCGACCGGCACGAACUCCUCAACAUCAUUAAGGCCAUCCGGGCAAUCAAUGGGAACGAGGGUCAGGACACCACGGCGGAGGAUUUCACCAACCGCGUGUUCGACAGGAUUGAUAUAAACGGAGACGGUGAACUCUCCCUGGAGGAGUUCGUGGCCGGAGCUCGUAGUGACGAAGACUUCAUGGAGGUGAUGAUGAAGAGUCUGGACCUCGCCCACAUUGUGGCGAUGAUCCACAACAGGAGGCGCAGUGUUUAGGGUCUGCUCAGCCCGACCACCUCGUCACCUUCACGAUUUGACCCGCGUGCUUCAGUACAUCACCUCUGGCCAUUCACAGAGAUUCCUAUUAAGAUUGAAUCCACUUUAAAAUGAUGCCAGUGCGCUUUGAACGCUGACAUAUCUGAUGUUUAAUCUCCAAAAGAGCGACACAUGCUCUUUAAAAAGGACGACUCAGUCUGCCCUAGCAGACCGGUCAUUGUCCUCGUUUAAUGAUGGUGAGCUCUCUUAAGGCCACCUCGGCAUGAGGGAUGAUCUCAGACGGUCCACUUACCCUCGGAUACCCGGCGGGAUAAAAGAGGGACACAGUGCAGUAGAGUGGCAGUUACAUGCACUCCACUACGCUUCCCAGAUCUUUUCUGUUUUCUGGGUCGCAGUCCCUCUGCAUCAAAUUAUUCAGAUCUGUUUACCCGCUCCUGCCUGUGGGGUUUACAGGAGGAAGCCAUGAGUGUGCAGUGAGUUUAACAUCCAUGCUAAUUUGAUUAAGCCAGCGGCUGUAAAACAGGAGCAGGUGAACGUCUCUGGAGACAUUCAGCGUGCAGAUCCAAUUCUGAAAAUGUUUACCUUUUAUAUGUUCUUAAUUUUUUUUAAUCGGAGCAGUAAAAUACAGACUUGUGGUUCUGUAGCAUUUCUGUGUGUGGGUGUUUCUUUGGCUGAAUGAUUUGCCUCCUACUCGGCAGUAAAAACAGAUCUAGAUUACCGUAGUCAUGUUUGUUAGCUACACUCAUCUGGUGCCUUCUGUUAGAAGACUACAGAAUGUGUUUGAUUUCAGCUUUUGCUUAUCUGUACUAAAAUAAAAACAUGAUAAGAACA
This is a messenger RNA of Acanthochromis polyacanthus (spiny chromis), 5405 nucleotides long. It is a transcript of the gene guca1aa, whose product is annotated as guanylate cyclase activator 1A. The transcript has 4 exons. The record is from RefSeq and is a predicted model, not a curated record. Bases 4005 to 4574 code for a protein of 189 amino acids. Lineage: Eukaryota; Metazoa; Chordata; Actinopteri; Pomacentridae. Gene Ontology annotation, molecular function: calcium sensitive guanylate cyclase activator activity; calcium ion binding.